This is a messenger RNA of Maniola jurtina (meadow brown), 655 nucleotides long. RefSeq names its product protein D3-like. NCBI's taxonomy places the organism in Eukaryota, Metazoa, Arthropoda, Insecta, Lepidoptera, Nymphalidae. The record is from RefSeq and is a predicted model, not a curated record. The coding region runs from base 90 to 644 and encodes 184 amino acids. The transcript is spliced from 5 exons.
UCGUUGCAGUUUUGCGAAUGGUCAGUACAUAGGCUAGUCAUACGUAGCUGUUAACAAUUUGAGUACAGUCGUCUCAUUGCCAAGUCACCAUGUCGACGUCAAGUGCCUUCAAGUCCAGUAAAAUUGUACCCGAUGUAGUAGAUUCACCACCCAAAGACAUCAUAGAGCUUAGUUAUCCAAGUGGAGCGAAAGUCGAACUUGGCAACGAGCUCACGCCGACCCAAGUCAAAGAUCAACCCACAGUAUCUUACACUGCUGACCCCGACUCAUUCUAUACACUUAUCUUUACUGAUCCGGACAAUUAUGACGGUCCCGAGCUCGUGUACCGCGAGUGGCACCACUGGCUCGUGGCCAACAUUCCCGGGAACAACGUGACGAAGGGCGAGGUUCUGUCCGGGUACAUCGGCUCCGGCCCCCCAGAGGGCACGGGCAUCCACCGCUAUGUCUACAUACUGUUCAAGCAGCCGAAGAAACUGAGUUUCGAUGAAAAGAAGCUUGAUAAUAAGUCGAUCGACGGCCGCGCCGCCUUCUCCACAAAGAAGUUCGCCGAGAAAUACAACUUGGGGGCACCGGUUGCUGGCAACUUCUACCGCGCACAAUUCGACGACUAUGUACCACAAUUGUAUAAGAGCUUGGGAGCCUAAAUCAUAUAUUA